This is a messenger RNA of Dama dama (fallow deer), 2863 nucleotides long. It is a transcript of the gene CARNS1, whose product is annotated as carnosine synthase 1. NCBI's taxonomy places the organism in Eukaryota, Metazoa, Chordata, Mammalia, Artiodactyla, Cervidae. The transcript has 6 exons. Gene Ontology annotation, biological process: carnosine biosynthetic process. The record is from RefSeq and is a predicted model, not a curated record. The coding region runs from base 223 to 2763 and encodes 846 amino acids. Gene Ontology annotation, molecular function: ATP hydrolysis activity; ATP binding; carnosine synthase activity.
GGUCCAGAGCCCGGGUGAGUGUAUGCCCAAGUUCCCCCACCCCCUCCUACGGAAAGGGCAGCCCUGCCCUGGCCCGGCCACAUCCCAAAAUACCCGCCGACCCUGGCAACAGCCUGCAUUCCACUGGACCAGCUGCCCUGCUCCGGAGGCGGGGUGGGGGGGGGGUGGUUCUGGGAGCAGCUGCCCCCUACGACCCAGGGGCCCAGGCAGGAGGUGGAGGGCAUGGGGGCAUCAAGCCUUCCCUGGCCAGCAACCCUCCUCUCUCUGCCCACAGGAAACAUGCUCCUUUGCCUGUCCCCCGCUUGGCUGACAAAGGUGCCAGCCCCAGGGCAGCCGGGUGAGGCAGCCCUGCUGGUCUCCAAGGCCGUGAGCUUCCACCCGGGGGGCCUGACAUUCCUGGAUGACUUUGUCCCCCCUCGUCGGGCCACCUACUUCCUGGCCGGCCUGGGGCUGGGGCCUGGCUGGGGUCGAGAGGCAGCUGAGCUCGCCCGCGACCUGACCUGCCCCACCGGAGCCUCAGCCGAGCUGGCCCGGCUGCUAGAGGACCGGCUGCUGACGAGGCGGCUGCUGGCUCAGCAGGGCGACGUGGCUGUGCCAGCUACCCUGGCUUUCACCUACAAGCCACCAGCACUGCUGCGGGGAGGGGAUGCCAGCCCGGGACUACGGCUGGUGGAGCUGAAUGGCAAAGAGGGCCAGGAGACACUGGUGAAGGAGGAAGUGGGGGCCUUUCUGCAUUCCGAGGCCCUGGGUGAUGCCCUGCAGGUGGCCGUGAAGCUCAGUGGCUGGCGCUGGAGAGGGAGGCAGGCCUUGCGUCUGUAUCCACGAGCUGAGCAGGGCCCAGUGGUGGACACAGUGCUGGCGUUGCUGGAGAAACUGGAAGAGGAGGAGAGUGUCCUGGUGGAGGCUGUCUGCCCACCUGCCCGGCUCCCCUUCCCAGGCAGCCCUCCCCCCGGCCCUGAGCUGGCCCUGCGGAUCUGUGCGGUGGUGUGUCGGACACAGGGUGACAGGCCCCUGCUGAGCAAGGUGGUAUGCAGCGUGGGCCGUGGGGACCGGCCUCUGCGACAUCAGAGCUCCUUGCCCCGGACGCUGGAGGCGGCGCUGGCCCAGUACGGCCUGGCGGAGCCUUCUCAGGUGGCAAUCGUGCGGCAGCGCGUCAAGGCGGCGGCCGAGGCGGCGCUAGCCGCCGUGCUGACCCUGGAGGCCGGCCUGAGCGCUGAGCAGCGCGGAGGACGCCAGGUCCGCGUUGACUUCCUCGGGGUGGACUUCGCCUUGACGGUGGCCGGUCGUGCGCUGACCCCCGUGGCCCUGGAGGUGAACGGAGGCCUGUGUCUGGAAGCAUGUGGCGCGCUAGAGGGGCUAUGGGCAGCGCAGCACCUGGGCCUGGCGGCCGAGGAGGCGGCGGCCGCGCCGCUGGUGGAAACGAUGCUGCGGCGUUCGGCGCGCUGCCUCAUGGAGGGAAAGCAGCUGCUGCUGCUCGGCGCGGGCGGCGUCAGCAAGAAGUUCGUGUGGGAGGCGGCGCGCGACUACGGGCUCAAGAUACACCUGGUGGAGUCGGACCCCAACCACUUUGCGUCCCAGCUGGUGCAGACCUUCAUCCACUUCGAUGUCACGGAGCACCAGCGGGACGAAGAGAACGCCCGGGUGCUGGCGGAGCUGGUACGGGCACGCGGCCUGCAGCUCGAUGGCUGCUUUUCCUACUGGGAUGACUGCCUGGUGCUCACAGCCUUGCUCUGCCAGGAGCUGGGCCUGCCCUGCAACCCGCCGGCCGCCAUGCGCCUGGCCAAGCAGAAGAGCCGCACCCAGCUGCACCUGUUGUGCCGCCGUGGCCCACCCUGGCCCGCGCCCUCCCUCUAUGCUGUGCCCUGCUGUCCACUGGAGAGUGAGGCCGAUGUGGACAGGGCUGUCUGCCAGGUGCCCCUGCCAGGCGUCAUGAAGCUGGAGUUCGGGGCUGGCGCGGUGGGUGUGCGGCUGGUGAAGGAUGCCUCGCAGUGCCGCGAGCACUUUUCCCGGAUCGCCCGAGACCUGCAGGGCGAGGCUGACCACCCGGGCAUUGGGUUGGGCUGGGGCAAUGCCAUGCUGCUGAUGGAGUUCAUCGAGGGCACGGAACAUGAUGUGGAUCUGGUGUUGUUCGGCGGGCGGCUGCUGGCUGCCUUCGUCUCUGACAACGGCCCUACGCGGCUGCCUGGCUUCACUGAGACCGCAGCCUGCAUGCCCACUGGGCUGGCCCCGGAGCAGGAGGCACAGCUGGUGCAGGCCGCCUUCCGCUGUUGCCUGGGUUGCGGGCUGCUGGACGGGGUCUUCAACGUGGAGCUCAAGCUGACCGGGGCUGGGCCGCGGCUCAUUGAGAUCAACCCCCGCAUGGGCGGCUUCUACCUGAGAGACUGGAUCCUGGAGCUUUACGGUGUGGAUCUGCUCCUGGCUGCGGCUAUGGUGGCCUGUGGCCUGCGGCCUGCCCUGCCCGCCCACCCCCGCGCCCGGGGCCACCUGGUGGGUGUCAUGUGCCUGGUGUCCCAGCACCUGCAGGCGCUGAGUUCCACCGCCAGCCCCGAGACCCUGCAGGCUCUUCACGACCAGGGCCUGCUGCGCCUCAAUCUGCUGGAGGAGGCCCUGGUGCCUGGCGAAUACGAGGAGCCCUACUGCAGUGUGGCCUGUGCUGGGUCCAGCCCAGCCGAGGCCCGUCACCGCCUGCUGGGCCUCUGCCAGGGCCUGGGCAUCGAUGGGCCCCACUACCCCGUUGCCUACUUCUUGUCCCACUUCAAAUAGCGCUGGGGCCAGAGGGCAGGGGCAAAGUGCUGGAGGGGGGCGCUGUGGUACCCCCUGCUCCCUGGAGCUCUCCCUGCUUCUCUUCCCGCGGCCCCGCCCC